Molecule: messenger RNA, 2302 nt
Organism: Orbicella faveolata
Lineage: Eukaryota; Metazoa; Cnidaria; Anthozoa; Scleractinia; Merulinidae
Biological process (GO): lipid metabolic process
Molecular function (GO): phosphoric diester hydrolase activity
Source: RefSeq, a predicted model, not a curated record
CCUGCUUUUCUUGUUUUGAACGAUGAAUCAUUGAAUUCAGUCAGGUUGAUCCUCAAACCAUUCAAGUAUCAUUUAUGCCCUCAGUUGAAACCUUAAAACCUGACUUGACUCUUACCUUUUUCAAAUGUCUUGAAAGUUGUGUUUGAAAACAAAUUAUGUAACCCACUCCUAGGCCAAUUUAUUUUUGAACCGAUGUGACACGUGACCUAACGGAAUUAUUAAGACAGACUUCGCGGAUUACAAAGAGGAGAUUGACGGAGGUGUUUGCUAGAGUAACUUUGAGCUUGCGUAGCAAGAGUUUCCACGGGGCUUACUGAGGAACGGGAUAUUAUAAUUGGGUGUUUGCCUGCACGGGAAAUUGGGCGAGAGACAAAAAGCGAAAGAAUUAAGGGGUUCUUUGCUUCCGAACCCUACAGAAACGCUUGCUACGCAGGCUAGAGUAUUUUGUUACAUUUUGAUCUUUUCAUAGAGAAAUUUGUCAUCUUAAUUCAGUCCAAGUUUGAGUUACUUAUGCCCUCUUCUUGGGAUUUUGCGGAAAAUUUUCACCAUUUUGAGGUAGCCCGAUCUGUGAAUGGUUCGAAGCGAAGUAACUUUGCCAAAUUGCUCUGAAACGCGGAUGAAACUACAACUGAAACGCAAUAAUGGAACUUUCAGUUUCGAUCCUCAAUUGUUCCUUAUAUAUAAAACACGUCCACUGCUAACUCACACGGCACGCCGGUACUACUGAUCGCUGAUAACAGCCAUGUCGAUGGUACUUCUCAUCCUAGCUAGCUCGAUGUUCGUCUUCUCUCUUAGCAUCCCUGGCCAGUCAGCCAGUAUCCCUCAAUCUUGUUUUAGUCAAUCAGUGAAGGUUAGUUCUAUCCCAGAGACUCAUCUUUACCACAAGAAAACCAAGCCCCUGGUGAUUGGACAUCACGGCAAUCCCUCCAAAUUUCAGGAAAACACCGUGGAUGGUUUCAAAAGCCUCGUCGAGCUCAAAGCCGAUGGAAUGGAGUUUGAUACCUUCCUUACAAAGGACAAGAAGCUCGUUGUUAUUCACUACGACAACACAGUGCACCUGACGAACAAGGAUCACAACAUUUGGGAAACUACGUAUGAAGAAUUACUAAAGCUUGAUCUUCCUACUUCGAUAAAAUACGGAGAGAAACCUUACAACUUCACCAAAACACGAAAAAUACCACUGCUGUCUGAAGUCAUCGAUGCAACGAAAGACGAUGAACUGGUGAUGUAUUUAAAUAUCAAGCCAGGAUAUUUGCGGAACCGAACCGAGAGUGAAAUGGUUGGUGAAGAAGUAGCAAAGCUUGUCACCGCACUAGGAGUCGUCGAUAAAGUGCUCUUGUCGUCGUUCGACCCAUUUAAGAUUUGGGCUGCAAAAAAGGUGAAUCCAUCCCUCGUUGUUGGCACAUUUUACAAGAGACAAAUGUGGGAUGAUCUGGCUACAAUCAAUGUCACGAAAAGCGAGCUUGGUGACCUACCGAAUAUGCAACAGUGCGUUAAAGAUGCACCAGCUGGCAGAGAAUUCAUGAACGUUCUCUUUCGAAGUGGCGCUUUGUUGAAAUCUACCAACGGAUCGUUUGUCGUAAUGGAUUACAACAUUUUCAACAACAAGAAGUAUUCGAACGAGACUUUCCAAACUUUUAAAGAUCACUACAGGAAAGACCUCAGUUUUGGCGCGUUUAUCAUCGACAAUUUGGCCCUGAGUGACGCACAGAGGGCGGCAGAUGAGAAAUUCCUGGAUCUGCUGAUUGCAAAUGAUGUUUCUUGCCUGGUCACGGAUGAUGUCCCACGCCUACUAAACAAGCUUGGACGGCGCCCCUCAAAAGGAUUUGCCAACAAAAAUUUGCCGACACUGUUGGUCCUGUAUGCCAUUGUUCCAUUUUUUGGGCUUUUGUUCUAAUUCUAACUGUUUACUGAUGUUUAUUCCCCUUGCUUGCAAUUAUGCUUGUUCUUGCCUCAUUGUGCCGUGCCAAUGCUGAUCAAUGCUGAUGUUGUGUGAACUAAGCAAGGUCUAUGAGCCCUAGGCCGGGACAUUGUUCGUGACAUUAUUAGUAUCAGUCCGUAAGUCAGUCUAGUCUUAGGGGUGGAGUGCAUUUAACCCUUAAAUGCACAAGGAUAUUUUUUUCUCGGGACGUGUAUGCGUGAUAUCGAUAUGUUUUCUCCAUAUAACAUGCUUUUUCUUCGGCUCACUGAACGUGCGUGAAUUUUAUCCGGCAGUGGUCGUGUGCAUGAGGGUUUUUUUUCGGUGCAAGUAUGCUUGCAAAACAUCAAGUCACCCCACCUCCAGCGAAAGUCAAAUGGUUUA